UGGUGUACAGCCCCCUUGCCCUAGUAUCGGCUCCCAUGUCUAGUUUCUUCAUUGGGUUAAAGGCCAUCUGAUUAUAAAAUUAUUAGUUGCAUUCCAAGCUGAACAUCCCUUCAGUGCUAACAGAGCUAGUGCUUUUCUUUUAUACAUUGUCGUGACUGACCGCGGGACGGGACAACAACAAAACAGGAGAGUUUAGAAAACCACGCCUACUUCUUCCGCUGAGCCUCGCGGCAAGCGCGGCGCGUUAAGCGCACUCGCUGUUUUUUCGGAGGAAGCCCAAACCCCGCAGCGAGCGCAGCGCAUGCCGCGUUCGGUCUGAAACCCGCUUUACAGGAGAUCAUCACAUAGAUGGAAAAGUACCGAGAAGGGGGGGGAACACCUAUAAAGAGACAGAGCCGACAACUAUGGUUCGAGCUUCUUCCUGUACAUGCUGAAUCUGUGAAUCUCUUCUCAUCCACGGACUCGGUGGAGACGGCUUACUCCAACAAUUUGGGGGCUCGUCCGGGAUGACCAGGAGAUUCGCAAGAUUCGGCUAAGUGUUGACGCAGCCAACUUGGACACAGAGGACUGCGAGGCGCCGACUCGAAGAGGUAAGCAGAGUCUGUUAUAUCAAAAUCUGCAUAUUGGUUAUGUCAAAUUGAGCAGUUUGAAGUGUCCAGUGGCCCGUCGGUAAAUUAACACGAAGGAGGGGUUGCAUAUACCAGGUUCACAUGUUGUAUAUGUAGUGUGUCUAUGUGUUGUGUGUGCAUUGUGUUCAGGGAUUGUGUGCAGGCAUCGUGUGUGAGGAAGUAGAACUUUAAGGAGCGGAGGGUACGGCAACCCCACUACUUGCUGACGAGCGGUAGAAAAGCUGGGUUAGAGGCCCGGGGAAUUCAGGUCCCCCGAAUUCUAGUUUGGCAAGAGGGAAUAAGGUCCUCCUCUCUAAAACGUGUUGGAGUCCCGAGGUAUAGAGCCCUCAGAUACCGGGUUGGAGUCCCUGGGUUAAAAUCCCAAAAGUACCGGGUUGGAAUCCCGAGACUAGGAGUCUCAAAAUACCACUUUGUGUGCGAGUGUGCUGAUUUGUGUGUGAGCAAAGUUGUGGGUUCUUCCUGUCCAGGGUGCUCGCCAUUCGCUCUCUGUUGGUUGAAUUUGCCCGCGGCUCUGCUGUCGCUGCUCGCGGUCUUACAGUUUAUCAGAACACCCCCUUCCAAGUUGGCAUUGCUGGGGACCGGGGGGGGUGUCGGCAGGGAGCGGGCCGGUUUGACUGGGAUUGAGCUUGUGAGACGUGCCCUUUUCAGGGGAGACACAACCGUGAGUUACAUCUAAAUGCAGUCUUCUUGUUUAUAAAGUUGUUGUUUUAUGUAUUGGUGGUGUUUGAUAGUAGGUCAUUCCACGACAAUAAACAGGUGUACUAAGUGUGGGUGAGUAAGUCAACACCCGGAGGCAGAAGGGUGGUUAGACGAGGGAUCAAAACAGUCAGGGCAAUUUGGAAAUGGACCGCAAGUUUGAUCGGGAGCUGGAUGACGGGGGAUGGGCGCCCCCGGGAAAAUGCGGUGUGGAAGCCGCUAGUAAGGCAGGACCAGGAGGUGAUAGGGAAAGAUACAAAACUUUCACCAUAGGAGAUGUGCAGGAUCUGGCAGAUAAAAUGCCUCCCCCGGCAGAGGGGGGGGGGCAGUGGAUGAAUAAGUUAGAUCAACUUACUCAGGGUAUGACACUGGCCCUAGGGGAUUUCCGGGCGGUGGCAGCCCGGAGCAUGACUAAGCAUUCCUUACAAGACCUAGAAGCCAGAGCAGAAGUUACUACAUGCGCAGAUAGUGUGCGUCUGAAGGCAGUGAUAAUGGUCCUAGGUGACGCCAUGAGGGAGAUGUUCCCCGCCCCUAGUGGGGCAGCCGUUCCAAAGUUUACAUGGGACCCUAAGGUUCACCCUAGAGAAUAUUUGGAUAAAUGUAAAGAGGAUUGGACCCGGCGAACCGGGUGCCAUCCGGGGCAGGCAGGGGUGCAGCGGGAAUGGUUUAGAUGGGCAGUGAUCGAGGGAGUCCCAGAGGGAGUGAGGGCAGCUAUACUGGGCAACCCAGAUCUCCCAGGAGCAGACUCAGAAGUGUGGGACCGGUACAUAGCGAACCAUUUGCAGAGGGCAAAAGAGGAAGCAAAUAAGGAAGAGAGCGACCUUAGGGCACUGCAGACACAGCUGCUGAAGCUGCAGGUGGGCGAAGCGAGGCGAAAGGCUAUUGAAGCUAAAAAGAAAGGGCAAGAAAAGCAGAUGGGGGCGGGGGUUUCCCCAGAGGGACCACCUACAUACCCGCCCGGCCCUUGGAACGGGCCACCCACCUACCAACAGGGAGGGUCGGGCCAGCAAUGGGGAAGGGGAGGAGGCGGUUUGGGCUGGGGUCACAGGGGCCGGGGCUGGGGAAGGGGCGUGCUGCAAAGGGGACCGCAGUCAGGUGCCUGUUUUAGGUGUGGGGCGGAAGGACACUGGGCCAGGCAUUGCCCAGCACCGGUCUCGGUCAAGGGGCGCGACAAGAGAGGCCCUCCUAGGAACCAGGUGAUGGCCCCAACCCACACGGAAGGACCGUAUCCGGCGAUGGGCGAAGGGGAGUGGGACUGGGACCCCUCCUCCGCUCAGUGACGGUUCCCGCGAGCGGCCCGGGACGCAGGGGAGGCAGACCCUAUGCUGUCUCUCAUGGUCAUGGACAAAAAACUGCCAUUUCUGGUAGACACGGGAGCCACGUAUUCCACUCUUAACGUGAUCCCUGAACAACACCAUCUGUCUACCUCAACAGUGACCGUUGUGGGCUUCUCGGGGGAGGAACAGAGACUCCUUCGUGGUGUCUUCUUCCAUUCCAGUGAAUCUCUUGGGACGGGAUAUGCUGGUGACGCUGGGGGCCUCCAUCCUGUGUUGUGCAGACGGACUGGUGGUUACCUUGCCGGAAGGCACUCGCCUGCGGUGCGACACCCGGACUACGGGCUCGGGGCAGUGGCUGGUGCAGCCGGUCCACAGUCAGGCCCUGGCAGAUAUCUAUUGGGGCCUACUGGAACCCAGCCUGACUGGCAUCCUGUCGGCCUACUCAGCGUGGCGGCCCUGGAUCUCGCUCCUGGAGCCCUAUGUGCCCCCACCUGACCCUCCUCAUGUGACCCUUUCCUACGAUAGGGAUAGUACUGAUUGGUAUGAGGAACUGUUUGCUGAGCAACUAGAAGGCCAACAGUGGCAAGUUGCCUCUGAGAACUUAUAUGUGGGUCCCGAAGGGGUAGCCUCAGCCACGCUGCUGACCUCAGAACAGCUGCCCUGGUUCAUGAUGGGACAGGAAGCUGUCCCACACAUUUCUCUGGCCCUCCAUCCCAAACACCAGGCCAAGGAUUUGGGCCCGAUGGUGGAACAGGCCAGAGAAACUGAGGACUGGGUACAGACCCAGAUCCCACAGGUCUCCUUCUCGCCCUCCUGCAGUACAUAUUGCAUACAGGUCGCAGCACAGGACACGGCCCUCCUGCAACAUGAGCAGAUAGCCAGAGACCAUGGGCGUGAAAAGAUGGACCACCCAAGGGCGGCGGCCCUUCUGGCGUCUCUGCCAGACUCCAUGUGGUCUACCAGCCCCACAGAUGUAGGUCUAAUCCGUCUGUUAGAAAAAGGUUUUACGGUCAGUAAGGACAAAUUGCAGAUUGCUAGGACAGCAGUGACCCUCCGAGGACGAGUGCGGUUAGGGGCAGGAACAGGCCUCUCCCCAGCUCAUCGGUCGGCUAUCUUGCAUUACCCAAAGCCCAUCACGGUAAAAGACAUGUUAUCUUUCCUAGGGCUCACAGGUUACAGUCGCACCUACACUCCAGAUUACACGGGGCUCACACAGCCCCUGAGGGCUCUUGUCCGAGAACACGGCCUACGUAACCUCAGUGCGCCCCUUAACUGGGACCAAGCAUCUGAGGAGGCGUUUAUCACCUUAAAGCAGAGGCUAGCACAGGCCGCGGACCUAGCCCUCCCAGAUUACUCUCUCCCGUUUCAUUUGGAUGUUUCUGAAACAGGAGACGUUGUUAACGCCAUCCUGUUUCAGAAAAAAGGGGAGAAAGGAGAGUGCUGAUGUACGUCAGCAUAAAACUCGACACUGCAGAAAAAAGACACCCCUCAUGCACAAGGCACGCGGUGGGAGUGGCCAAAAUUAUUCAGAAAACAGCACACAUAGUGAUGGGACACCCGCUGCACAUCCUGACCUCGCACAGUGUGGUGGCUUAUGUGAAUUCACAGACGUUUACCAUGAUGUCACUCAGGCAGCAGAGACUUAGUAAAAUACUAGAGGCACCUAACCAUGAAUUUUUCUCACGAAGGGAUCAACAUGGCAGACCACAUGAGCGGGGGAGAACCACACAAGUGUGAGUACCGAGUUCAGAAGGAGGAGAAAGUCCGACCAGACUUAGGGGCAGGAAAAAUAGUGGAGACAGAGGAUUGGUUCACAGAUGGGUGUUGUUUUAGAACAGACACAGGAGGUUUGCAGGCAGGAUAUGCAGUGGGGGCCGGAUAAGGCCAGGACUAUGUGACCUUGAAGGUAGAAAGACUGGAAGGAGCCCAGUCAGCCCAGAGAGCCGAGGUGAUAGCAGUUAUCGAGGCCCUGAAAUUAGCAGAAGGGAAAGAAGUUACCAUAUACUCAGAUUCAGCAUAUGCUGUAGGCGCAGUGCAUGUGGAACUCAGCCAAUGGCUGAGGGCAGGAUUCUUGACCGCGGGAAACAAGCCAAUAAAACAUGAAGCAGAAGUGAAAUGCUGGCAGAAGCCUUGAUGCUUCCCAAAAAAGUGGCAGUGGUAAAGUGCAGGGGACAUGAAGGGUCAGGAGCAAUGGUAGCGAAGGGAAGGCCGCAGAUGAGGAAGCGAAGAGGGUCGCAGGGUACGUGGUGUCCAAAUACAUGGUCACGGUAGAGGAGGAAGUUCACCCGAAUUACCGACUGACCCUAGAGAAAGUUAAGCACGGUGCUACAGUAUGUGGGUGAUCUGCUCUGUGUGAUAUACACAGGCACUGAAGCCGCCGUUGCUGAAGGUCUUAGCGAAAGGGGGGCUUAAGGUGCCCAAAGCUGAGUUGCAAAACUGAUAAGAACAGGCUGCAUGCUUGGGGGGUGAGUUCAGCCACGGGAGGGGCCCUUAUGAGGCCUCUGUGUGGAAACAAAGGGGAAUGCUAAGGACUCUGAUGGUCUGUUUCACAACCGGGAUGGAUUUUUGGUUGUGUCUUUAUCGUGUGGUUGACACCUUAAUAAUGCAUGCGUAUGGUCUUGACCAUUGCAGAAGGGGGGAGUGCAAUGAGAAAAAAAACAAGGUUUAUGAGUUGAAGUUGUACAUGGGGUGUCUAACUCAAAUAUGCAAAGUUAUUCUAAAGCAGGAAGACAGGAAAGGAAGAUAUAGACACAGGACAAACCACUCAUCUCCCCAGGAGAUGUACACCUCAAAGUGAUAAAUUGCAGGGGUUACAGGAUGAGAUGGCAAGAGAUGCAGGUCAACACCCAGGAAUGUUUGACUGGUGGUAUAAAAUGUGGGGCAGUUGCUCUGUUACUAAUUUUUUUUUGUGUAGUUCCUCUUGUUCGCCCCCUAGUGGGGAGAGCACUGUCCCGGCAGGCGACUGUAGCUGCAAUAUCUAGGGUGGUGGGAGGACCGUUUGGAGCGGCAUCCUCCAGGACCAACACGGGAAUGGAUGGCGACACAGACACCUUGGAUGCGGUCCUGCCCAGAGCUGAAGCUCGGCCGUACUGCCCGUGAAUACUCCAAGCGGGAGACCUGCAGCAUGCCUACCUCCCACGACAUCUGGGAUUCUUCUGCUCACGACGGAGUCUCUGUUAUAUUAGCCUGCAAUGUCAUUAGUUAAUCUUUUAGUUAUUGUUGUAGUACAUAUAUCUGUUUUCAUAUUGAGUUUGUAGUAGAUUUUGUAGUCCUGCUGUACCCCCUGAGCUGCUGUUGGUUGAUUCUCUGUGUUAGUAGUUUGUGAGCCAUGCCUGCCAUGGACCCCGAAGGGGGGCCGCGCCUGUGGCGGGCUGGGAGAGGGAUUUCCCUGAAGCUCAGGGUUUUUGCCCUCCUUCCUAGGCGGGAUGGACAGGAUUGUGUGUGGAACUCUUUGGAGUCCUAAAGGGGGGAGUGUGCGCUAUGUUUGGGGAAGUAUGCUGUACUUACAUUCCUAAUAACACAGCACCAGAUGGCUCAGUGACCAGGGCACUCGAGGGUCUCCAGACCCU
Paramormyrops kingsleyae is the source of this 6171-nucleotide messenger RNA. RefSeq lists its product as uncharacterized. Lineage: Eukaryota; Metazoa; Chordata; Actinopteri; Osteoglossiformes; Mormyridae. The record is from RefSeq and is a predicted model, not a curated record.